Messenger RNA from Somion occarium, 2862 nucleotides. The record is from the annotation of a GenBank genome assembly. Lineage: Eukaryota; Fungi; Basidiomycota; Agaricomycetes; Polyporales; Cerrenaceae.
GUAGUCACUCUUACUGUAAUAUUGUAUGUGCUCUACUCUAUCGGGUUGUGUUUGUAUACCUGACUGUUGCAUACCUGCUCAUGGAUUUCAAUUCCUUCUGGCGCUUGUCUGGGUGUGUGGCACGAAUCGUGUGAGAGCCCGAUUUAGCUAAGUACUGCUCUCUUCCCGCCUUUGUGAGCCCGACAAUCACCGACCCACAUUGCCAAGUAGAUAGAGCAUUCCUGCCAGGCGUUCGAAGAUGCCAUCUGCCUCAAAUAGCAUCAGCAACAUUCCCUUAGAGCCGGUUUCCCAUGCUGCUUCCAGCUCUACCUCGAACUCCGUGCCAUUCCCGGCUCAAAGCGAGCAAGCAAUGAAGUCCAUACCAGAUUCAGAAUCAGCGAGCUCGAGGUUGACAAGCUCUGACAAACUUUCUGCUCUACCUCUCCCUUCCUCGUCAAGUCUGACUCGUGUCCGUGGUCCAGUCCGCGCGUUUCGUCGUAGUCUCGACCCUUCGUCUUCUUCACUGCCUAGCAUACAUUCAUCUCCAGGUAUUGCAUCACAACAGCUGCAACCUUCAGUGUCUCGAGGUGCCGAAUCUGACUCAUCUGUGGGACACGACACUCCUCAACAAAGGGUAUCCUUUGAUAGUGAUCGAGGGUCUCUACCAGCUACUCUGCAGGGUAUUAGACAAGCCAUUGUAGGUCGGCAUGGUACCAGGAGUGACUCCGCUGUGGCAUCCGUCCAUACUGAUAGUCCAGCACUCGGGGCACAUGCCCAACGACCCAAUGCCUCUCCUCGCAAAGACGAACAGCAUACCCCGCUGUCACGGUCUCCAACGCCGUCUCGUGCAGCCUCUCCACUACGACUAUUUGGGUUCAACCUGCAUCGGACGCACUCUAGAGAUGAACCUUUCAUCCCAGUCGAUCCCUUUCAAUCUCGCUUGCGAUGGUUCUCCUCUCCUUCUUCCACCCCACAACGUCGUCCACUAGAAUUGGAUGUAGAAUGCCGCGACACUUUUGCUACAUGUUUACCCUUACCCAUUCAGUGUACCAAUACCAAUUCAAGGUUGAACGUAUGGACCGCCAAUAUCGGUAUUUUCUUCACGGACACCUUGCCACGACAGCUAUACCUGCAUAUACUCCUCCGUCUCCCUUCGCUCUACUUCUCCCGCGUUGCUAGGAUCUUCGAGGAUGCCGAAGUCAGCAAACACGAAAUCGGGCGGAUGAUUCAAAUGUGUGCUCCUGUUGAUGACACACAACAGUCCAAUGGUAGGUUUGGUAGAGGCGCAGGGUACGCUACGCCUCCGAUAAGCGUCGGGGGAAGUAAUCCCGCUCCUAGACGUACGGACACUCUGCCGCCGUAUCCUGAAGAGUGGAUUCCUCCGGCUGUAUCGCCCGCACUAUAUCGCUUCAAACAUUCUUGGGAACAGUUCGUAGAUUCACUGUUGAAAGAAUGGAAAACGUUGAACCUUGUUUCCGCUUUGCUUUGCACGGCCAUCUUGACCAUGUUCCAAGUCCCCGACGCAGCAGGGGAUCCUCUUACACGAUGGGCCGCCAUUCUCUCGUUGAUUUGUGCACUCAUGAGUUUGACAUAUGGAUGUGUAUACAUUGUGCAAUUCGGCACGAUGCGCAGUAUGUACAAAGCUUCGCGAUGGGCAGAGGAAGCGCAAAGGACCAAAACGGUCAUAUGGUGGAACAUAUGGGUUCUGCUAGCCACACCAGCCAUAUGGCUCGCGUGGUCGAUGAUCUCGUUCUGUGUUUCAAUUUUGUCCUAUGUCUGGCGCACUGGUGCAGAGGACGACCCUGAAGACGGAAUACGUCCACCCCUUAAUCCUACCGUUGCGUUAGCCAUUCGGGUGGUGGUGACGGUCAUAUUCGGAUUAGGCUUGUUAUAUUUCGCCCUCAUCAUGAGGACAUUCAGUACCUACGGAGAACGAGAAGCGGGAAGGAGAGGUCGACUGGGAGGCAUGGCGUUCAAGUCACCGGCAUUCUCUGGGCUGGGGGAUAGGGAGGCUAGAACGGGAAUGGAUCAGGAAAGGGAUCCAGCCUUCAGAGGAAGAAGCAGAACUGACGACCGGGGAAGAUCACCGGAUUUCAAGGACAACCCUUCAACUGCCCUGGGGCUAGGACUCAGUUUCGACGUGUCAGCCACUAGAUUGGGGCCGCUCAAGGAAGUUGGUAGUGAUACUAACUCGUUCGAAAAAGAUAAUCAGAAGAUAUCGCCAAAGCUCUGAACAUGACUACAGCACGACUUGCAACGAUUUCACGUUAUUUCUUGACGACUCACUUCACGACCCAUUCAACUUUUGGACCACAUUCCAUACCUCAUCAUUGAUAACGAUCACGGACUGUAACCAUACUGUUUUCAGAUCUGUUUCACAAAGGCUUCAACAAGGGUUGUAUACCAAUAACUUAUGCAGCGACUAGAAAAUCAUCCAGACGAUUCGGGAUUUCGAUGUUCAAAUCGAGCUAAAGUACAAAUAAAAGUACACUGAUGCUACACCUCGGGAAGUAUUCGUACAACAGGACAGGGGAAUAUGAUACAACAAAACAAUGCGCGCUCGACGAGACAAAUCGCGCCAAGAACGCCUUCAACAUCGAGAAAAUGAAGAUAGCUUAAUGACGAUGGAAGCUCUGAGUGGAAGGCAUGCCUGUGGGAACGGGUGCAUGAGGGACGGGUGCAUGGGGAGUCUUGAUUUUGAGGCCUGAAGCAAGCAUGAGGAAAAUUAUUCGGCCAGACUAAUGGGAGGCAUACCAAGGUCCUCUGCGAUCAAGUCGGCACCCUUCUCGCCGACUAAUAGUGCGGAGGAGUAGGUGUUCGUUCCGAGGUUAUCCUUUCAAGCUUGUCAAUUUAUGCAGUAAGAGUAAAGAAAGAGUAAGUCGU